AUGUUCUUCUUUCUUAUUCUCCUUGAAUUUUCAAUAUAGAAUACAUGCACUAAAAAUUAUUUUAGAGAUAGAUCAAUUUUAAGGGGAAUUUACAAAGAUGUAGCUUCGGACUCAAAUGGUGGUUUCAUGGCAAAUCCCAGUGAUAUUGCUUUUUUAAUUAUGGAGAGUUCUCAAGCCCUUUAGGAGAUAAAAUUUAUCCAAAUUAAUCCGAUAUAUAUUUGGGUUAUUGAAGUUGUAGACGUUAUUAAUCAAUGA
This is a messenger RNA of Paramecium octaurelia, 255 nucleotides long. The record is from the annotation of a GenBank genome assembly. NCBI's taxonomy places the organism in Eukaryota, Ciliophora, Oligohymenophorea, Peniculida, Parameciidae.